ACCAAUCUCAUCAUAUAAAUCUAUAUUAUUGUACUUUUUUACAACUUUCCUUUUAUUUUGCAGCUAAUCGUAAAUUAAAAAUCCAAGAUUGGCUGUUAAAUUUACCCACUUUUAUAGAUUAAAUCACAUAUUUCCAACGUAGUUUUAAAGAAAAACAGACCUGCUUUGACCAGCAUCAACACUCCAAUGCCAUUUAUAAUAUGUUUAUGUAUAAUAAACUACAGUUUAUAGAGUAAAUUCACUGCUUUAAAUUCGUUUUAAAAUUUAAUAUUGUUUAGCUUUACUAAAUGGCAUUUUAAAGGCAAAGAUUUAAAAUGGCUGAUUUGGCUGAACUACAAAAGUUAAACUUGCUUUGUUUCUAGCAUUUCAGUAGUUAUUCCAUGUGCAGUUAAAUGAGUCUUUGACUUUCAAAGCUACUGUAAGUUUGUGCUGGCAGCUCCUCCCAUCCAGCUAUAAGAGCCCAGCUGACCUGGUGGUUUGUGUCCAUCCUGAAGUAGGCCAACGCAAAUGAAAAGUCGGACAGCUUUCUUUCCAAGGUCCUUUCUCGCAGGUGGUUACACAUCUCUGACUUCUUGCAACAUGGAGAUGUAGGGACAGUGCCCUGGUUUGUUUUCGGACUGAGCGCGCACUUGUGGAUUAGGAGCUGGUAACAUUUUUUAAUAAUGACUUUUGCCAUGCUGCGGCCUGUGGCGACGCACUUAAUCUACUCGGACUUUAACGUGACCUCCGACGACGACGAGAAUCGCAGCGAAAGCGACGGCAGCUCGGAGCAAAGUUACUGCGGCUCCAGCGAAAAACGGAGACUGAUUUCGCACAAGCUGGAAGGAGACUCCACGGUGGUGAUGAAGCAGAGGAGCGCAGCCAACGCCAGGGAGAGAGGCAGGACCCAGAGCGUCAACACCGCAUUCACAGCUCUUCGGACUCUCAUACCCACCGAACCGGUGGACAGAAAGCUCUCCAAGAUUGAAACUCUUCGACUGGCAUCCAGCUACAUUUCCCAUCUGGCCAACGUGCUUCUUAUUGGAGACGCAGUCGCUGACGGUCAGCCGUGCCUCGGCGCGGUCCACGCGCAAGGAGAGAGUGGAGGGAAGCAGCCGAGGACCAUCUGCACCUUCUGUUUGAGCAACCAGAGAAAAGGGAUUAAGGAUGGAAAAGACUGUUUAAAAAUGCGAGGGCUGGGUCCGCUGCGAAUGAGGCGCUGACUGAAGACCAGAGAAUGAUUAGCAACCUGAAAAUCCUCGAAGACUUUCUCAGGGAAGAGUCCAGACUGGUUUUACAGAGCGCACACUCGUGUUCUUACACAUGCUGGAUCAAAUGAUGGAACCAAAGAGACUAUUUAUACUUGACUGAGAAAUUUAUGCAUAAGACUUUCAAAGAUGCAGUGCAUUUGUUUGAAACUUAGUUUUUUUUUGUCCUUUUU
Molecule: messenger RNA, 1420 nt
Organism: Melanotaenia boesemani (Boeseman's rainbowfish)
Lineage: Eukaryota; Metazoa; Chordata; Actinopteri; Atheriniformes; Melanotaeniidae
Gene: tcf15
Product: transcription factor 15
Exons: 2
Coding region: 663-1202 (179 amino acids)
Biological process (GO): regulation of transcription by RNA polymerase II; developmental process
Molecular function (GO): protein dimerization activity; DNA-binding transcription factor activity, RNA polymerase II-specific; RNA polymerase II transcription regulatory region sequence-specific DNA binding
Source: RefSeq, a predicted model, not a curated record